AUGGGGAAGAUAACGAAGCAGAUGCAGCCUAAGCAUGCCGAGACUUUGUCUCCAUGGCUCAAGGACUUCGUCUCGUCGGCCUGUUCGACCCCUUUGCCUCUUCUUCCAGACCACCUCUCCAAGUUCCCGACGAGAUGGCCUUUCCCGAGAGGUGACUUGUACCACUGGAUUCCUCUCCUCAACCGGUUCGACGACAUCCUGGACUGCUUCUCCACCACUUAUAACCUCGAUCGGGGCCCCCAGAAUCGUGACUUUGGCUGCGAUCUUCUCCUUAAUCGAGGAGCCAAGAUUGAAUCGUACGGCGACCAGACAUGGGAUACCGAGAGUUUGUCCAAGCUGGGCUACAAGGAAGAUGGCGACAGGCAGCUCGUUGAGGCUGUCCUGAACUUCACCCGUACGCUUCUGGAGCAUUGCGGCAACAGAAGCAUCUAUUCCAGCAGUAUGGUGUUGAAUAAGUUGCUCAACGCCACGGUUCUGUCGGUCCUCCUUGCCACUUUGCAAGUUAGUGCCGAGCUGGCACAACGGUACCAGGCUUCUGUCAAGCGGAUUGGCAGCGCUUCUCGAACAGUAAGCACGGCCUUGCUGGGCAACCACUAUCAGAUUGACCUUGACCGCGUGCAAAAUCUCGCCCAACCAUUUUCCAAGACCCCGAUCAUUAGUCUCUCGGACUCGGUUGCUGCCGCCACACCCGUCUCUGGCACCAAAGGUAAAGAAAAAGUCCACGCGGCCAGCCAGAAGAAUGCAGCGGUUAUGAUUGCCAACGACUUGGGUGCUAUUCUCACACCAGACAACACCCGCUGGAACGGCUGGGGUGAUAUCAAAAUCACUUAUAUAGUGCCCUUGACGGCAAAGGACCAGCCUGCCCCUGCAGCUUCAGAUCGUGUUGCAUCCAGCAUGCCCUCUACGCCCACCCCCCUACGACGUAGCACAACAGCUGGGUCUCAAUACAACACUCCUCGCUCGGCUCGUCAGUCCGGAGCUGAGGAGACCUCGCCUUUGAGCGUUCGGAGUCCGGGUAACUUCAACGAUCAACCAAACCCAAGCCAAAGGGUCUUUGAGCUGCCACAAUCAACCCUGGCGUCUACCUCCAUCUACGAGCUCCUUUCUCGAUGCCCGGCAGAUUUGCCAGCCUCGACAAGAUAUGAGGUUCUGAACCGAUUGAGAGUUGCCAAAGCGCUCCUGGGCGGUGCGGAGUCGCGGCAGCAAGCCCUUGCUGUCCGCUUACUCGCUAUCACGAAUCUGGCGUAUAUCCACCCUGAGUCUACCUUCAUGGAAAAGGUCCUGCGUCAUGACAAUGACGAGACCCGGCGUUACCAGCUGGUUUAUCAGCUGGCCGAACUCAUCCACCCUCCUGCUGAUGGAUCCAUCCAGGUGCCUCUCUGGCUUCAGUCCAUUGUCCUCGCUCUUCUUGAGGUUAUUUCCAACUACACAGCGAGAUACCAGGAUGUUCUGUCCGCUCUCAAUGCGAACGUUAACCACGGCAUUCUCCUAUAUGUUAUUCGCAAGGCAGUAGCUGGCAUGAAGACGGACGAAGCCGACCGUGGCAUUCACACUACCGAGGUCGAUCAGUGGCGCACCAACCUUUUCUCUUUGACCACUCAUCUGGCAAUGUCUACCAGAAUAGGAGCAGAGAUGGUUACGGCUGGACUCAUGGAUAUCCUAGUGGAGAUUCUCAAGAUCAGGUCCGAUGUUGCUCAACGCAAUCAAUCUAUGAUCUUGGCCUUCGUUGAUGGCCUGAUCUGGUCUUACCAGAAUGCCUUCCAGACAUUCUUCAGUGGCUCUGGUCUUGAUGCCAUUUCUGAUCUGCUCGUUACGACUGUUGUCGAGUCGAAGCAGCUGGUUGAGUCUGGCCAGGGAAACAAACCAGAACACAUGUGUCAGGUCGUGGACUAUGAGAUUCCUUAUAACCAGCAGCAGACGCUGAAGUGGGUUCUCAAAUUCGUCCAUCACAUGAUGACAAACUCAUACAGUUACGGCGGCAACACUGAUAGACUCCUGCGUAACCUCGUGGAUAAAUCAGAGUUGUUGAGCAGUCUCCGAGAUGUCAUGCAGGACACGAAGCGUUUCGGUUCUGUCCUGUGGACCAACACGGUCACGGUGUUGAGCGACUUUAUUAACAACGACCCUACGAGCUUUGCCGCCAUCUCCGAGUCUGGCAUGAUCGUUACCUACCUCGAAGCCAUUACCGGUCACCCGGUUGCGUCUCAACCAGCCCUUCCGCCCGCACAAGAAUUGGAGGAACGUACAACAGACAAUACAGAGGUGCAAACGGCGGACAAUGGAGAUCAUGAGGACAGUCGUGACGACAACAACGACGAGAGCAGCCCUGGCCUAUCCGAUGCCUCUAUACAGAUCGAGGCUGACACUCGUCCCCAUCCGCCUCCCGAAGAUGAGUUGGCUGCGUCCCACGAAGCCCGUCCGUUGGCACAAGGCAUUCUGCCAACCUCUGACGCCAUCAACGUCGUCCCCCAGGUCCUCAACUCCAUCUGCUUGAACAAUGCUGGGAUGAAAAUGGUGGCGUCUUCGCGUGCCCUCGAGUCGUUCCUAGAGAUCUUUGAAAGCCCGGCUCACGUGAACACUAUGGAAACCGAUCCCCAUCUUGCCAGUAACGUCGGAGCCAGCUUUGACGAGCUUGCUCGGCACCAUCCCAAUCUGAGACGUCCCAUCUCGAAUGCUGUAAUCGAUAUGGUUGCUCGGGUGAGGUCUUUUGGUAUCUACAAGGCCAAGACUGCUGGUUGGGGCGCAAAACUUCUUUUGGGGGAUGGUGCACAGAAGCCCGCCGCCGCGGACGAGGCACUGAAGGAUCGGCUUGCUGCCCCCUCUCCCAAGGGCAAACUGACAGACAGCAGUGGUGAUGCAGACAUCGAGAUGUCGGACGCGGCUGAAGCAUCAACUCGAAAGACAGCAUCGGCUGGUGAAGAUCCAUCAUCUUCUGCAACGGCCUACGAUGACAUCACGCCUUACGUCUAUGCCUUGUCUAGCUUUCUUUCUGCCUAUUUCAACAACAACACUUUGAAGGCUUAUUUCAUUAACCAUGGAGGAAUCGAACUGUUGUUGGACGUCGCAGAACUACCCAGCCUUCCGCAUGACUUUUGCGAUUCGCAUGCGUCUCGGACAUUGCACCUGGUCAUUUCCCAGCUGGUGGAGCAGUCGCCAGUUCUCGGUUUGCCCUCACUACUCAAGCGCGCACAGGUUUCGGUGGAAACACUCAAGCCCUUGGCCGAGUACAGAAAAGACUCUCCUUACUUCGGCCCGUUUUUGGCUCCGGACGACAAGUUGACCGUGGACCAAGUUCGGGAUCUCGAUGCGGAGAUACAAGAACGAAUUUACAACGGCACCAAGAUGGUCAAGGCUCUUCUCACGGCACAGUCGUUGAUCAAGACUCUGUACGAGUGCUUUACGUCCUCGCCACGCUCCAACUCAGUUCAACUCUAUCCCAUCAAUGUGUUUGAUUACUAUCUGGACUUGGUCAAGUCAUUGGGACCUCUUCUGAAGGCUGUAUUGGCGGAGGAAGGUGCAGAGCACAAUGUCCUGCCGCAACACUGGUGGGCGAAGAGACCGGCUCCCGGCAGUGACGUUAUGGUCUCUUUUAGUGGACCUGCUGGAACCCAGACGGCCGGCGAACCCGAGGUGGACAGCAUUACGGCACUUUCCGAGCCUUCAGGCACUGCUUCUGGUGCUGUUUCGAUUCCAGGCUCUGGCAUUCAGCACAAGGGCCCAAGCAAGCAGGAACAAGCGACCCCUCGGUAUCGCAACUACGAGACGCUUCGUAUUCUCCUUCACUCGAUGGUGCCGUCUACAUUCCCCUUCUUCCAGCAGCUUGGCAAGGCCCUUUUCCCGAGGCGCGAGCGGGAUUCCUAUUCCCGUCCCAAGCAUAUUGACCUUGCCAGGCAGCUGUCCGGCACGAUCUUAGGACAACUAGCUCCUUCAGUUGGGCUGGCUGAGCCUACGGCCAAGGAAUACCAUUACUGGAUUAUCAUGCUCCACACAUUGACAGAGAUGUUAAUGGACUCCGCACGAUCAUCCGCCGACCGAUCAUCAGUUCAGGUCGUUGUGCCUGUACUGGUAGCUUUCUUGGAGCAGGGUGGCUUCUUUGUUCUCACGGCAAUGGUCCGACGGUUCUCGGCAGAAAUCUGCAAGGAGACUGGAGAUUCUGAUGCUGGAACGACUGCCAGUGCCAGGGUUGCAUCGUUUGGUCUCGGGAAGAUCUUUGAGUUUUUUGCGGCUCUCGUCAACGGCAAGAACAUUUCCGAUUCGUCAACUCAGUUUGGACUGUUACCUCGCUCAGUCGAAAGACGCCCAGAGGCCCCCAUCUCUCACCAGAUUGUUGUGGAUGUGCGAAUGGCUGUUCUCCCGGUCAUCCGGGAGACCUGGGAGUCUGCUUUGAUCGAAAAGUUACGGCCUGAGACGGUGGCCAAGGUCAUUGAAAUCCUUAAGAUCAUCUCCGCGGGUGACCACGAACCAUCUCCUCGAGACAGGCCCGCCGUUGAGCUUUUCAAGAAAUCGCCGGUCCCAUUCAACUGGCAGGCUCACCAUAUCUUGAUCUCUCAGCUUGAAGAUGAUGGCGCCGACCUGGAGCUAGCCCGUGAAGCUGUCUUCAGGGCCAAUGGCAAUCAGCCAUCUGCGACGGAGUACAGCCGCCUCCACAAGGCUGGCAAGGCUGGCCAACGGAACCCAGUGCCCCCUGAAGAUGCAUUCACCACUGAGCGUCCUGAGCCAUCUGGCUCUUCGGGUCAAGCCGAAGCGUCUGCGCCUGCAGCUCCCACUGACGCUGAUGCGAUGGCAGUUGAUGUGGCACCCGAGCUUGCCACACCAGAGUUGGAUCGUUUCCUUGGAGAUGCUGUGCUUGGUGAUCUUGGCGAUAGGCCGCCUGCUGAGUUGGGCGCCAGCGGCAAUGAAAGCCCUGCCGGGGUUGCGGAAGCUCAAGCUCGAGCCAUUACCUCUGCGCCAGUGGCCACUACCGAAGACCAGGCACAGGCUGAGAAUCAGCCGACGAGCAAAGAGAAUCUGGACAACGAACGGUCAAAGCUGCGAGAGAACCUCAUCGAUCGAUCCCUUGACGUUGUCAGGGCACACCCGCAUUCGGCCAUUGAAAUUUCGGAGCUCAUCAGCGCCAUGGUUUUCCGCCAGCAAAAUGACGAAGUUAGAGACGAAGUUGGUGCGACACUAGCAAACGCGCUGACAUCUCUGUCCUUCGAUGACAGUGACUCGAAAUCCAACGGCACCAGCAUUGCUGCGUACGCCCACCUGCUGGCACUUCUGAUGCAAGACAAGAGUUUCUUCAAGUGCAACAUUGAUACUCUGAGAGAAAAGGUGGACGAGUACAUUUCGUUUCUUAGCCUCAAGGUUCCUCCGACAUCGACCGAAGAGUUGCCUCCCUGGAUCCCUUACAUUCUCUUGAUUGUCGAGCUGCUCUUGUCAUACGACGAGCAGCCCCUUGAAGCCCAGUGGAAGCCUCCGGCCACCGACAACGAGGCUUUUGUCCCCCCCGUGCUUCCUCAGCGCAACCUGAUCGUGUCGGAUGACCAAAGAAACGAGCUUCUCGAAGCCAUCCUUCGUUUGCUUCCUGUGCUCGGCAAAGAAGAGACCCUCGCAACCUCGGUCCUUCGCGUCAUUCUCAUCCUGACGCGGAAGCCAUCCGUUGCACAGAAGGUCGGAGAAAAGAAGAACCUUCAGCGUCUGUUUGUCAUGGCCAAGCAGCUCGCUGGUGCGGGUGCGGCACGCCUGAAAGGUAGCAAGACGACGGGAAGCAUCAUGGCUAUUCUGAGACAUAUCGUUGAGGACGAAGAGACUCUCAAACAAAUCAUGCGGGCUGAGAUUCGCAACUUGUUUGAGAAUCCUCAGCGUACCCAGAGGAACCUGGACCUCACCACGUACUUGCGCAACAUGGCCCCUCUUGCUCUGCGUUCCCCAGAUCUCUUCGUCGAGGUCACCAACGAAAUGACCAAGCUGUCUCGCUGGACUCCAGGUAGUGAGGGCAGCAGCCGUGCCAAUCAGCUGGCACUGAAGCUAUCCGAGUCUGAAGCUAAGGCUAAUCCUGCCGACAAGGACGUUGAACCGGCUGUACAAGCGACAGAGGAUCUGUCGAUUCACGAUGUUAAGCAGUCAACGGAGACAGGCGACAAGGAUAUGGCAGAUGCGCCGAAACCGGUGACCGAAUUGAAGCGACCGGUAGUCGAAAACCCCCACGGCAUCAUCCACUUCCUCCUCUGCGAAUUACUUAACUACCGGGAAGUCGACGACAAGGAGCCUUUGCAAGUGGCGAAGGAGCACAACAGCACUGCAUCGCCUGGCGCCACCGCCACAGAAGCUGGAUCGAAGGAUGGGGCAGCGGAGACCCUGGAUGCCGCCGACGGUAAGGACAAGGACAAGAAGUCAUCGAAACCGGUGUUCAAGGCCGAGGAUCACCCUAUCUUCAUCUACCGAUGCUUCUUACUCAACUGCCUUGCCGAGCUCCUUCAAAGCUACAACCAGACAAAGGUCGAGUUCAUCAACUUCAAGCGCAGUGCACCGAUGCAGACGAAUACGCCUGUCAAGCCUCGGUCAAACGUUCUGAACUACCUCAUCCACGAUCUGCUCUGCCAAGGCAAUCUUAGCGAUAACGGAGACAGCAUCUUGUCUAAGAAGAAAGCUGCAACCUCCGCUCAGGCUCAGCAAGUUCUUGGUGCGCUUGUGGCCAAGACUGGAGAAAGGGUCAUUGAUAAGAACCGAGAUCGGUUCGAAUACGAUGAUGAGCCCGAUUUGCUUUUUGUUCGCAAAUUCGUUUUGGACACCAUUCUCAAAGCAUACGAGCGCGCGGCUACUCCGGAAGAGCCUGUAGACACCCGCUAUCCCAAGAUGCAGUGCCUGGCUGAGUUGAUGAACCACAUCAUUGGAGAAAAGGACAAGGAUUCGACGUCUCAACGCACACUCGACUCUGCGCAAGGCCGGUCGUACGCUCAGUUGCGCAGGAUGAUGUACGAGAAGGGCUAUCUCGACAAGCUGACUUCGUCGAUUGCUGAAGUUGACCUGAGCCACGCCGGUGUUAAGCGUGCUAUCAAAUACGUCCUCAGGGUUCUUCGUGUCUUGACAGAUACUGCCAAGGAAUUGAGCCGCUCACAAGUGAUUCCCUCGACGUCGCUUCCCGAAAACACGGAAGACGACAUCAUUUCAACAUCGUCCAUGUCUGACAUGGAUGAUGACCGAGAAGAGACACCUGAUCUCUAUCGUAACUCGACUCUCGGAAUGCUCGAGCCUCGUGGAAGUGAUGACGAGUCUGACGAGGACGAUGAUGACGACGAGGAGAUGUACGAUGAUGAAUACGGCGACGAACUUGACUAUGGCGACGAAGACGUGUCUGACGAUGGUGAAGGCGGUGUCAGCGACGAAGAUGAAGAGCUCGGUGAAAUGGGCGAGAUCGAGGGUCUUCAUGGAGAUCCAGGUGUCGUCGAGGUCAUCAUGGACGAAGAUGACGAGAUGGACGAAGAUGAUGAACUGAGUGAAGAUGACGAGAUGGAUUCCGACGAUAUGGAGGACAUGGACGACCAUGUUGAUAUCGUGGAGGAGAUCGUUGACGAAGACGGCAAUCCCAUUGAGGAUGAUGGCGCGUCGGACUGGGAGAGUGAGUCGGAUGAAGAAGAGGACGACGAUGACGAAGACGUCGAUUACGAGGCUGAAGCCCAGGAGCUCGAGGAGGCUCACAUGCAUGGCAUGGAGCCGGGCGACAUUAUUGACAACCUGGCCCGAGCGGUUAUGGACCCCGAAGACUACGAAGGCGAAGACAUGGACGACCUUGGAGAUCAUUACAUUGACGACGGCCGUGAUGAAGAUGACGACGAGGAUGAUGAUGAGGACAUGGAAGAAGACGAGCUCAUCUAUGAUGAGGACUAUCCUCAUGACCACCCGCCCCCCAACCUCCCUUCUGCCCUUGGAUGGGACACCUUGGUUGUCGAGCCAUUCGGCGGCCCUCAACAGGUUCACCGUCACCGUCAUGGACACCGUAGCCCCUUCCCUCCAGGAUUCAUGGUCGGUGGUGGUCGUGAUCCCCUAGGCGACUUCCGAAGCUAUUUCUCCCCCCGACACAGACCCAAUGCCGCGCCGAACAGUGCCGACGAUGGCGUCAACCCUCUCUUGCGCCGGAACGGCCAGGGUCGCGAGGCGUCCCCUCGCCCUGCCCCUGGUUCCGGUAUGAUUGGCCUGCGACUACCUCCUGAUAUUUUCGGUCCUGCCGGACAGCAUCUUUCCAACAGCCCCAUCGCCAUUCUGAACGAUUUGGUUGCAUCUCUGCCGGUUAUGCGCCAUGGUCAGUCUGCAGUUCACCUGUCUAUCACCCAAAAUGGACGUGGCGAGGUUAGGGAGUACCACGUUGCACCCCGUGAUUCCAGAACGGAUAAUCGCCGCGAAACCACAUACCAUGAGCCGCAACAAGCCGUUGCCUUUACCCCCGAGACAACAUUCGAACGUUACCAGGAAGAGGCUCGGAUGGUAUUUGGUGGUGCCCACUUCGUCGAGAAAGCCCAGAAGCUUGUCAACAUUAUUCUUUCGAAGCUGGUCCCCCCCGCCAUGGAGUUCGAGAAGAAGCUCAAGGCCGAAGAAGAGGAGCGGCGCAAGGUCCGAGAAGAGGAGCGCAAGAAGUUCGAGCAGCAGCAAGAACAAGCAAGACGAGAAAAGGCAGCAAAGGAAGCUGAAGAGAAGGUUCUUCGUGAAAGGCAAGAAGCCGAAGAGCGCGAAGAGCAGGAGCGUGUGGCUGCCGAAGCUGCUGCCGCUACCGGCGAGCGCGAUGUGGCGUCUGUCCAAACAAACCGGUCAGAAGCGGCCGCCGCUCCCCAAGCCAUGGAAGGCGUCGAAACGCAAGAGGCUUCUGCACCCCCCUCUGAGGAUACGGCGGAUGAUGGCAGCCGUGUGUUGACAACGAUUCGGGGUGAGGAAGUAGAUGUCACCGAGCUUGGCAUCGAUCCUGAGUACCUUGCUGCUCUCCCCGAGGAGUUCAGGGAAGAGGUCAUUGCGCAAACCGUCAGCACACGACGCUCGCAGGCCCGGGACGAAUCUGCCACCGGCGAGCAAGGUGAGGUUUUCCAAGAGUUUCUGGACGCUCUGCCCGAAGAUCUGCGACUGGAGAUCGUUCAGCAAGAACGUCAAGAAGCGCGUCGGCGGGAGCGGGAUGAGCAGCGCCGCCAGGUAGUGACCGCAGGCCAGGAUCAGAUUGCGGUUGAUAUGGACCCGGCAAGCAUUCUGUUGACAUUCCCUCCUGAGUUGCGCCAGCAGGUGCUCAUGGACCAGGGAGAGGACAUAAUGGAUCACUUGCCGCCCGAAAUGGCUGCCCAAGCCCGCCUCCUCGCCCAGCAACACGGCGUUCAUCCUGCUGUCACAGGCAGAAGCCCGCCUGUAGCUGCUCGGCGACCCGGUGCGCCGCCGGCUGAGUCUGGAGAGAGCGCCGAGAACAAGGUCCAGCGACGGACUGUGGUUCAGAUGCUGGACAAGGCUGGUGUCGCCACUCUUCUGCGUCUCAUGUUUAUCGCCCAGAUCGGCUCCAUCCGCAACUACCUUUUCAGCGUCCUCGCCGAUGUCUGUGAAAACCGGCAAAACCGACUCGAGGUCAUCAGCACCAUCCUGUUAAUUCUGCAAGAGGGAAGCGCAGACAUGGACGCUGUUGAACGCAGUUUCAGCCAGCUCUCCCUCAAAGCCAAGAAACCAAAGGACAAGGAUGCGGACCCGAAGACCCCCCAGAAUCUUAAGCGAACUCUGACGUCGCUGAGCACCUCUGGACAACAACAAUCCAACUCCGAAAUAUCGCCACUGAUGGUGGUUCACCAGUGCCUGGACUUAUUGCAGGAUCUGUCUACGAAGAACCCCCACAUUCCGAUGCUUUUCCUAACAGAACAUGAGGUGGUAGGGUCUUCUCUCAAGCGCACGCUCAGUCGCAAGGGCAAGGCCAAGGACUCCAAAGCCCACAAGUACGCGAUCAACUCUCUGCUGACUCUGCUCGACCGAGACUUGGUAAUGGAGAGCUCAGUCGUCAUGGCGUACCUGGCCGACCUGCUCAACAAGAUUACUGUACCGCUGGCAACCAUGGAACGACGCCGCCGCGAGGCUUUGGAGAAGGCCGCUCGGGAAGCAAAGAAGAAAGCCGCGGAGAAUGCCGCUGAGGCUGGCGAAGCUUUGACUGCAGCUGGCCACCCGCCAAACCACGAGGUUUCUGAGAUUACGACUGCCGAUACUAGUGUCAAUACUGACAACGGGGAUUCCAAGCCUCCCGGAGCUGAGUCUGCCACUCAAUCUGAGAACACCAAAAACGCCGACAAGCCAGAUGUGAGCCAGAAAGCACCGCGGCAAAUGCAGGUUCCCGUCAUCCCGCCGCACAACCUCACGCUUGUUAUCAAGAUUUUUGUUGCCCGCGAGUGCAGCUCCAAGACUUUCCAAAACACCAUCUCGGCCAUCAAGAAUCUGUCCGCCAUUCCCGGUGCCAAGGCCACGUUUGGACAGGAGCUUGUUCGCCAAGCCCGUGUUCUGAGCGAGAACAUCGUGGCAGACCUUGAUGAGCUUCUUCCUCACAUUGAGAAGGCUACUUCUGGGACCGAGAUACAAGGCGUUGCGCUUGCCAAGUUCUCACCAGGUGCUUCCGAGCAGAACAAGCUGCUACGCGUUUUAACCGCGCUGGAUCACUUGUUCGACAAUAAAAAGAAGAACGAUAAGGCGGACGAAGAGGCGGAGACGAACGUCAACGAAAAGCAGGAUCUCGUCACGUCCCUCUACCACAACUCAACCUUUUCUACGAUGUGGGAGAAGUUGAGUGGCUGUCUCAGCGCGAUCCGUGAGAGAGAGAGCAUGGUCAAUGUGGCCACGAUCCUGUUGCCUCUGAUCGAGUCCCUUAUGGUUGUCUGCAAGAACACCGCUAUGAACGAUGAUCCACAAGCCGUCAAUCAAACAAGCAAAGAGAUGCUGCUGUCAAGCCCACCGCCAGAGAACCGCAUGGCAGGUCUCUUUUUCACCUUCACCGAGGAACACCGGCGAAUCCUGAAUGAGCUGGUCCGCAACAGCCCUAAGCUCAUGUCUGGAACUUUUGCACUUCUCGUAAAGAACCCUAAGGUGCUCGAGUUCGAUAACAAGCGUAACUACUUCAACCGCAGCGUGCAUAGCCGUUCCAGCAACAACCAACGACCGUCGUUCCCGGCUUUACAACUCGCAGUUCGUCGCGAGCAUGUCUUCCACGACUCCUUCAAGCACCUUUACUACAAGACUGGCGACGAGAUGAAGUAUGGCAAGCUAAACAUUCGCUUCCACAAUGAGGAGGGCGUGGAUGCUGGAGGCGUGACGCGCGAGUGGUUCCAGGUUCUGUCGAGACAGAUGUUCGAUGCCAACUACGCCCUAUUCAUCCCAGUCUCCUCUGACCGUACGACUUUCCACCCCAAUAAGCUGAGCGGCAUCAACGACGAGCACCUGAUGUUCUUCAAGUUCAUUGGACGUAUCAUCGGCAAGGCCCUGUACGAAGGCCGUGUGCUUGACUGCUACUUCAGCCGUGCCGUCUACAAGCGCAUCCUCGGCAAGUCUGUCUCCGUCAAGGACAUGGAAUCCUUCGACCCGGACUACUACAAGUCUCUUGUCUGGAUGCUCGACAACGACAUCACGGACAUCAUCACCGAAACCUUCUCAGUUGAGGACGACGAGUUCGGCGUCACCCGGACUGUCGAUCUGUGUCCCAACGGCCGCGACAUUGCCGUCACCGAGGAGAACAAGCACGACUAUGUGCGCUUGGUUGUGGAACACAAGCUUUUGUCGUCUGUUAAGGAGCAGAUGGAACACUUCCUCAAGGGAUUCCAUGAUAUCAUCCCUGCAGAUCUCAUCUCCAUCUUCAACGAGCAGGAGCUCGAGCUUCUGAUCUCAGGCUUGCCCGACAUCGACGUUGACGACUGGAAGAGCAACACAGAAUACCACAACUACACUCCGUCAUCACCACAGAUCCAGUGGUUUUGGCGAGCGGUCCGCUCGUUUGACAAGGAAGAGCGAGCCAAGCUUUUACAGUUCGUCACGGGAACCAGUAAGGUGCCGCUGAACGGAUUCAAAGAGCUCGAGGGUAUGAACGGCGUCAACCGCUUCAACAUUCAUCGAGACUAUGGCAACAAGGAGCGCCUUCCCAGUUCGCACACAUGCUUCAACCAACUUGACCUCCCUGAGUACGAGAGUUAUGAGAUGCUUCGCCAGCAGCUCAUGAAGGCCAUCACAGCGGGAAGCGACUACUUCGGCUUUGCAUAA
Molecule: messenger RNA, 12228 nt
Organism: Colletotrichum graminicola M1.001
Lineage: Eukaryota; Fungi; Ascomycota; Sordariomycetes; Glomerellales; Glomerellaceae
Product: HECT-domain-containing protein
Exons: 7
Coding region: 1-12228 (4075 amino acids)
Biological process (GO): proteasome-mediated ubiquitin-dependent protein catabolic process; positive regulation of protein catabolic process; protein polyubiquitination
Molecular function (GO): ubiquitin-protein transferase activity
Source: RefSeq, a predicted model, not a curated record